AUGGAUUUUGAUCCUUUAUCUCUUUAUACGCCUUCACCUUCUCAAAAUGAAGAAGUGGUAAUACCAAAAUGCCAAGAUAUUUAUGAGUCUAAGGAGAGCAGAAAUCUUUCUGAAACUGCAGAAGACGAUUCUCAUCUCGAACCAAUUCACAUAUUAGAUUUGCCAUUAUUGCAAUUGAAACCACCAUAUGAAGUGCUAAUCUCGAUUUUAAAAUUACUUUCCCCAGAAGAAACUUUGAAUUUUGGUGGAUCUCUAGAACAUUCCAACAAUAUAGCAGUAAAUCAGGAGACCAUUUUCCAGGAAAAGGAUAUUACUGAAUUAGAUAUCAAGGCAAUGACUUGGCUACAACUUUACUGUCCUCGAUUCGAUACUAUUGAGAAAUUAGCUCAUCUUCCUAGUUUAUCAUCAUCAUUGAAAUUGAGCUUCGCCGCUGAAUAUAAUGCGUACAUGACAAAUUUAAUAUCGAACCCCUUAUCAUGGAUAACAAAUCAAAAACAUAUUGAUACCCUUCAAAAACUUGCGUGUUUGCGUUUAAGUGAGAAUUGCGGCCGUACUGCACAACCGGAAAUUAUCAGAAGAAUUGUCUUGCCAAAUCUUGAUCAAUGGAUGAAGACCAAAACUGGUCAUUUAAAAUUACGUGAGCCUUCGCUAACCAAUGACAACCUAGGAUUGAAAACUUGGGGAUCGGCAUUGAUUUUGAGUCAACGAUUAUUAACCCAUGAUUAUAAGAAAUACUUGUAUAAAAGCGUAUUAGAACUAGGAUCUGGUACUGGACUAGUGGGGAUGGUUAGUUCAUUAUUAGGGUAUCACACAGUCUUAACUGAUUUACCAGAAAUCGUGCCUAAUUUACAACUGAAUGUUGAUUUAAACAAGUUAAUCAAUGCAACAGUACUGGAAUUAGAUUGGACAAACCCUCAGUCAUUUCUCAAGUCAUUUCCGGAUACCAAAUUUCAAACAAUACUAGUUAGUGAUCCUGUUUAUUCUUCCAAGCAUCCUUAUUUGGUAGUAGACAUGAUAAAUUUAUUUUUCGACGAUUCUGACCCUAAAGCCAAAGUUUUAGUACAAAUACCCUUACGACCUAAAUUUGAAAAUGAACGUCAAGUGCUAUGGGAUUUAAUGAAGGCCAAUUUGUAUCUUGAAAUCGAGCACGAAAUAGAGGAAGGUUUUGAUGAUUUUGGAGAAAUGAAAUUUUGUUUCAAGGUUUUCAAAAAAAAAAAGUGA
This is a messenger RNA of Candida dubliniensis CD36, 1221 nucleotides long. Its product is annotated as S-adenosylmethionine-dependent methyltransferase. Bases 1 to 1221 code for a protein of 406 amino acids. The record is from RefSeq and is a predicted model, not a curated record. The transcript has a single exon. NCBI's taxonomy places the organism in Eukaryota, Fungi, Ascomycota, Pichiomycetes, Serinales, Debaryomycetaceae.